AUGCCAAAAUUUUCGUCUCAAAGACGCAAUAAGCGAAAAUUUCAUGGAAAUCGUUUUACGAGUAAGCAAAGAGUUCAAGACGAAGAAAUAGUUGCUUUGGAAAGCACUUCAAGUGGAUCGGGAGCGAGUUCUUUGCACUGUCAGAAGGAAGCGGAGGAAUGUUCGGCUUCGUUUCAAAAGCUUGUGACAAAUACCCAAGAAGGGAAGCCUAAACCAGAGGUAGACGACCAAAUUUCAGAGGAAAACAGUCCUGCUAUUACAGGGCUUAGAUUUUGUGAUAUGGAGGUGCUGUCGUCUGUUUUUGCGCAGCUACGGUGCGGCGACUGUGGCAAUUUCAGCCUUUUGCUCAUGGAAGACAACAUGAAGCGGAAGGGAUGUGCCUCGACUUUGCGUUUGUUGUGCGAGCAUUGUGGAUGGAAACAUUCCUUUUGCACUUCGAAGAAGCAGGGGAAGAGCUACGAAAUAAAUCGGCGUCUUGUCUAUGGCAUGAGAACCAUUGGCAAGGGUUAUGCAGGAGCAAGAAAAUUCUGUGCGAUCAUGAACAUGCCUCCACCUCCCACUGAAAAAGCGUUCAUUUUCAACUCACGUGUGAUCGGCCGUCACGUCAAAGAAAUAGCAAAAGAGAGUAUGAAGAAAGCCGGUCAAGAUAUUUAUGCCUUCAAAAACCAAUGCACUGCGUCUGAAGCUGGACCAUUUAAUUGUGGCGUUUCAUGUGAUGGCACAUGGCAAAAGAGAGGCUACUCGUCACGCAAUGGUUGUGUGACAGUAAUAUCCAUGGACACAGGAAGGGUGCUCGAUGUAGAAGCCCUCAGUCAAGGUUGCAAACAAUGUGAGCGCCAUGAACACUUAGAUAAAACAUCUCUUGAAUAUCAGACUUGGAGAGCUGAGCACACUAAGUGUAAAGCUAAUUUUCGGGGAUCAGCACCAGCUAUGGAGCCGGAAGGAGCAGAGCACAUAUUUCAAAGGUCUGUAGAACUGCACAACCUCAGAUACACUGAAUUCUAUGGGGACGGUGACAGUAAAAGUUUCAGUCGAGUAAAAGGAGUGUAUGAAGAUGCUGGUAUUGAAAUGGAAAAGAAGGAAUGUAUUGGCCAUGUCCAGAAGAGAGUGGGAACUGCACUUCGUAAAUUGAAGCGUGAGAAUCCAGGCCUGGGAGGCAAGGGCAAACUGACAGACAGUCAAAUUGAUAAACUGCAGAACUAUUAUGGCAUAGCCAUAAGAUCAAAUGUUGGAGAUCUUGCUGGCAUGAAGAAAGCCAUUCAUGCUAGCCUGAUGCAUUGUGCGUCUACUGAGGCACGCCCACUUCAUGACCAUUGCCCAACAGGGGCAGUAAAAGUGACAGUAAAAGUUUCAGUCGAGUAAAAGGAGUGUAUGAAGAUGCUGGUAUUGAAAUGGAAAAGAAGGAAUGUAUUGGCCAUGUCCAGAAGAGAGUGGGAACUGCACUUCGUAAAUUGAAGCGUGAGAAUCCAGGCCUGGGAGGCAAGGGCAAACUGACAGACAGUCAAAUUGAUAAACUGCAGAACUAUUAUGGCAUAGCCAUAAGAUCAAAUGUUGGAGAUCUUGCUGGCAUGAAGAAAGCCAUUCAUGCUAGCCUGAUGCAUUGUGCGUCUACUGAGGCACGCCCACUUCAUGACCAUUGCCCAACAGGCAGUGCAAGCUGGUGCCGGUAUCAGCAGGAUAAAGCCAAUGGCACAAAGCUUUACAAGCAUGGGCCAGGCUUACCUUUAGAGGUAAUUGCAAAAUUAAAGCCAGAGUAUAUUUGA
Porites lobata is the source of this 1763-nucleotide messenger RNA. The record is from the annotation of a GenBank genome assembly. NCBI's taxonomy places the organism in Eukaryota, Metazoa, Cnidaria, Anthozoa, Scleractinia, Poritidae.